Molecule: messenger RNA, 1779 nt
Organism: Fonsecaea nubica
Lineage: Eukaryota; Fungi; Ascomycota; Eurotiomycetes; Chaetothyriales; Herpotrichiellaceae
Exons: 2
Coding region: 1-1779 (592 amino acids)
Source: RefSeq, a predicted model, not a curated record
AUGGCGCAGUCUAUCCCCCAAACCCUCAAGCUUGACUUGUCUCAAUAUCCCAAAUUGUCACCCGCUCAAUUAGGCCACCUCCGCCAUUUCUGCAACCUCGCGUUCCAGCCAGAUGGAGAAUGGGCCAAAAUGGGCUCUCAAGAACCCCUUCAAGAGUUCUUGGAUGCCUACCGCUACCAACUAGCCACAAUGGCCUACGCGGUCGGUGUUGCUCACUAUCACCGUCUGCCGGCUCUUCGCUCGAUAUUCAAACCACUUCUCCGCCAGCUGAUCCAUAAAAUGCUGCGCAAGGAGGUCUGGGCCUACUGGUUCAAUACUAGUCUAGGUGGUGUGCGCACCGACCCGAGUCUGCAGAAGCUCAGGGAACCGUGGGCCGAUCCUGUCGUGAGAGAAAACAUCAUGUAUAGCGGUCAUCUUCUGUUGAUGACUAGUCUCUACGCCAUGCUCUUCGACGACGACGAAUUCGAGAAACCCGAAUCCCUUGUUUUCAAAUGGGACCCUAUGUUUUAUGGUCUCGGCGACGAGACUUUCUCCUACGAUAACCGCAGCCUCCAGGCAGCCAUCGUCCGGGAGAUGGAGAGGAAUGGAUGGGUGGGCGUCUGUUGUGAGCCAAACGUGGUUUUUGUCGUCUGCAACCAAUUUCCAGUACAGCCACUCCCCUCCAUUAUGUUAUCUUCGCUGACUGUGGCACAGAUCAUAGCAAUGAAAUACAAUGAUUCCCGCGAUGAUACUACCCAGGUCGAGGAGCUUCUGACGAAAUACAAGGCCGCCUGGGACAAAAAGGGCAUGGUCUCUUCCAAUGGUCUCUUUGUUGAUUUUUGGAUGGUCAAACAGGACAUGAUCGCCCCUCCUAGAGAUGUAGGAUGGACCGCAUGGGCGGGCGCUUUUAUGAAUUCCUGGAAUCACGAACUCGUAGAGAGCCUCUACCCCAAACAGUUCCCUGGCUUUAUCACGAACAUUUCCAGCCGUGUCCGUCUGCAACCGCCCAUCGUGGCCACCCACUACCGCCAACUAUCGGCAGCAGCCUCGUCCACCAGAUCGGAACAAGAAACACUCCAGGAAGCCAUCCGUCUCGCUAAAACCGAUCUCUCAAGAAAUCCCAAGCCGCCUUUUCCCUACACCAAACCCUGCUUCGGAUAUGUUGUCCAAUGGCUCUCCGAGCUCGGCCAAACAGAGCUUCUCAACGGCCUUCUUGCAUAUGCAGACGAGUCUCUAAAUCCCACGUGGGAGAACGGGGGCCUGUUCUACCCCCGCAACGACACGCCGUUCGUCUUCACUGAGGACGACCAAGAUGGCGAGGGCGUCCAAUGGACACACAUAUCUCCAUUUUGCGGCAACGCUGCGAUCGGGUACGCACGACUCAAUGUCAAAGACGGACAGCGCAUCAUGUACGAAAAGCCUUGGACAAGAGAAUCUCUGGCCCAGACGCCGUGGAUUGACAACCUCGAAUUCGCAGGUAAGGAACACGGGGUUGGCGUCCUCCGUGGUGUGUGGGACAAAGAUGCCCAUGCGCUGAUCCUCACCGUGAAAGGGUGGGAUAUCGAGGGGCGAGCACGUCCUGAGGCAGUAAACAUUGAGCCCGUCGCUCGGAAUUUAUCCCCGGGGCAUUGGGCCGUCUAUGUCGAUGGGAAGUUGCGGACAAGUAGAGACUUGCAAGGCCAGAUUGGAGAUGAGCUCAGGGUGCCACUUGAGGUCAAGAGGGGACAGGAGGUUGACGUGGUUUUCCAGCAGCUCGACGCGGGGAUCACGAACAACGGUCAAGCCAAUGGCCAUGUCUGA